Molecule: messenger RNA, 1627 nt
Organism: Monosiga brevicollis MX1
Lineage: Eukaryota; Choanoflagellata; Craspedida; Salpingoecidae
Exons: 15
Coding region: 1-1563 (520 amino acids)
Source: RefSeq, a predicted model, not a curated record
AUGAUGCGUGUGGCGGCUGUGUUGGCUGUGGCGGUGGCCCUGGUUGCGGCGGUGAUCGCGGAAGAAACGGGCGGAGAUGAUGCGCCCAGGCCGCACAUCUUCAUGGUGAUUGUCGACGAUUUCGGCUGGGCAGAGGUCGGCUAUCAUCGGAGCGAAGAGUACAAGCAAGACGUCCAAACUCCCACCAUUGACGCGCUAGUGCAGGAGGGCAUCGAGCUCAAUCGUCACUACGUGCAUUAUGCCUGCACGCCGAAUCCCUGUCAGCCAGGCUGCGGCAUGCCUCAAAACAUGACGGGCGUGGCCGAGCACCUUCAAAGUGCCGGGUAUGCCACCCAUUUCGUCGGCAAGUGGGACGUCGGCAUGACCACGCCUCAGCACACACCCAAGGGCCGUGGCUACGACACCUCUCUCAACUAUUUUGGCCAUGGCAACUGGAUGUGGAGUGAGGCUGAAUGGCAAGGCUCAUAUAACCAUCGCUCGGAUCUUCCCCCUUGCGAGCCUCCUGCCUGCUUCAAGGACUUUUGGGAAACCGACAAGCCUGCCGCAGAGCUGAACGGCACACAGUAUGAAGAGGCCAUCUUCCGCGACCGCGUCUAUUCAAUCCUGGAACAACAUGAUCCUAGCACACCCUUGUUUCUCACCUAUGCUUCAAAGGUGGCGCACUACCCGCUCCAGGCACCGAUUGAGUACCAGGAGAAAUUCUCUUUUAUCGAGGAGCCACACCGUCGCGUUUAUCACGCCAUGGUCGCCUUUCUUGACGACAACCUGGCCAACUUUACCAGCCUGCUCAAAUCCAAGGGCAUGUGGAACAACACUUUGAUGGUUUUGACCUCCGACAAUGGAGGCUAUGUCAAGUCAUUCUUGGGUGACUGUGAUAACAACACAUCCCAUGGUUAUGCGUGCUUCAACGGCGAGGCUGGUGCAAACUAUCCAUUGCAGGGGGGCAAGUACUCAACCCUGGAGGGUGGUGUGCGGGUGAAUGCUUUUGUGUCGGGCGGAUUUGUGCCCGAAGAGCGUCGUGGCACUCGUGAGGAUGAAAUGGUGCAUGUCGCCGAUUGGUACGCCACUUUUGCAGCGCUAGCCGGCGUGGACCCGACCGAUCAUCGUGCGGCCCAGCACAAUUUACCGCCCAUCGACUCGCUCAACAUUUGGCCUCUCCUUUCCGGGGCCAAUGUGUCAUCACCUCGCCAAACGCUGCUCAUUGACCCACACGCCCUCAUCUGGGGUAAAUGGAAGGUUUUGCAUGGUAAUGUCAUUGAGGCCAAUUGGGGUGGUCCGCAGUAUCCCAAUGCUUCGACCGCCGACGAUCCCAUCGAAAACUACUCGCGCAACUGCAGUCAGGGCUGUCUGUACAACGUGCACGAUGAUCCUUCCGAACGCACGGACCUAGCUGCCAGUGAACCGGAGCAGCUUCAGACCAUGCUGCAGAUGCUUCAAUUGCAAGCGCAGUCGAUAUGGAGCCAACCCAUCGGCCAGAUUGAUCCUGCCUGCAGCACGGCGGCCAUGGAUCGCUACAACGGCUUUAUUGGGCCAUGGCUGGAUGUCGAUGGACAGCUGCUUUGAGAUCAAUCGCGUGUGGACCUGCCAAGCUUGGCUGUGAUUUCAAGUUGAAAAUUUUAGAUUCUCG